Nomascus leucogenys (northern white-cheeked gibbon) is the source of this 991-nucleotide messenger RNA. RefSeq names its product COMM domain-containing protein 1. Gene Ontology annotation, cellular component: endosome. Bases 31 to 612 code for a protein of 193 amino acids. Gene Ontology annotation, biological process: positive regulation of protein ubiquitination; regulation of proteasomal ubiquitin-dependent protein catabolic process; copper ion homeostasis. The transcript is spliced from 4 exons. The record is from RefSeq and is a predicted model, not a curated record. Lineage: Eukaryota; Metazoa; Chordata; Mammalia; Primates; Hylobatidae.
AGCUGUUGCGGGGCGGGGCCUUCGCAGAGCAUGGCGGCGGGCGAGCUUGAGGGUGGCAAGUCCCUGAGCGGGCUGCUGAAUGCGCUGGCCCAGGACACUUUCCACGGGUACCCCGGCAUCACAGAGGAGCUGCUACGGAGCCAGCUGUAUCCAGAGGUGCCACCCGAGGAGUUCCGCCCCUUUCUGGCAAAGAUGAGGGGGAUUCUUAAGUCUAUUGCGUCUGCAGACAUGGAUUUCAACCAGCUGGAGGCAUUCUUGACUGCUCAAACCAAAAAGCAAGGUGGGAUCUCAUCUGACCAAGCUGCUGUCAUUUCCAAAUUCUGGAAGAGCCACAAGACAAAAAUCCGUGAGAGCCUCAUGAACCAGAGCCGCUGGAAUAGCGGGCUUCGGGGCCUGAGCUGGAGAGUUGAUGGCAAGUCUCAGUCAAGGCACUCAGCUCAAAUACACACGCCUGUUGCCAUUAUAGAGCUGGAAUUAGGCAAAUAUGGACAGGAGAGGACACAGUUCAGAAGGUGGCACGUGUUCCUCUCAGCUAGCACCCUGGUGCAUGAUCACCAAUCUCAGCUUUCAAAAGAGUUUGAGCAUUACUUCCCAACCACAAAAGACCUAUGAGCUGGGAAGGAAUGGAUCCACCACCCAUUUGUGAAUAAGCCAGUGGAAUCGAUUUUGUCCAUGCUAGAAGAGGAUUAACUGCUUGACAUCGCAAAUGACGGAGGCCUUGAAAGUAUGUUUGAGACAACUUCAAAUCUCCAUACAUUCUGGGUUAAAGUCAAGGUGGAAUAUUCUGAGAUUGCCACAAAUGCACUCAAAAGCCUGCUUCUGUUUCAACAUUCUUUGUGAAGCAGCGUUUUCUGCAGUGACAGCAACCGAAACAAGAUUGUUACAGAGUAGACUGGACAUAAGCAACACACUUCGAGUAUCACUGUCUCCCACCACCCCCAAUCCUGCAACUAAAUGGGACCAUCUAGUUGCAGGAAAACAAGUUCAGGGC